ACCCUUCCCUUCCCCGUUCCCCGUGGGAGGCCCGUGAGGGGAUGGAGGGUGGCGGCGGGGCAGCGGCGGCGCCCGACGCGGCGCCGGGACCGGAGCCGGGACCGGAGCCGGUUGCUGGGCUGGCGCUGGGGGCGGCGGCGGGCGCCCCACUUGGCUUCCUGCAUGUCCUGUGGCAGCGGGAGGAGCCCGCGGGCAAGAUCCCGGCCCGCCGCCUGCGCAGGGCCGCUCGCCUCCACCGCCGGUUGGGGCCUACGGGGAAGGAGAGCCACGCUCUGAAAAGGCUGCGUGAAGCUGCCAACAGCAACGACUUGGACACAGUGCAGCAACUUUUGGAGGAUGGAACUGACCCUUGUGCUGCAGACGACAAAGGCCGGACAGCCUUGCACUUUGCCUCCUGCAAUGGCAACGAUCACAUCGUGCGACUGCUUCUGGACCACGGAGCUGACCCGAACCAGAGAGAUGGGCUGGGAAACACCCCCUUACACCUGGCUGCCUGCACGAACCAUGUUCCUGUCAUCACCACGCUGCUGCGCGGAGGGGCCAGAGUUGAUGCCUUGGAUCGAGCUGGCAGAACCCCACUGCACCUCGCUAAAUCAAAGCUAAACAUCCUGCAGGAAGGACUCUCCCACAGCCUGGAGGCCGUACGACUUGAAGUGAAACAGAUUAUCCAGAUGUUGCGGGAAUACCUAGAGCGUCUGGGGAGGCAUGAGCAAAAGGAACAGCUGGAUGACCUCUGCUCCAGGUUACAGAUGACUAGCACAAAGGAGCAGGUGGAUGAGGUUACAGACCUCCUGGCCAGCUUCACGUCACUCAGCUUGCAGAUGCAGAAGAUGGAGAAGAGGUAAUGGGCUUCCAAAUCAUCUUCCUGAUGCAGCAGGAGAAGCCUUAUAGAGAAAAAGAGGAAGCUGAAGCUUGCUUCCCAGAUCGCUGAAUAAACAUUGCUGCCAACGGCCGUUCCUGACAGAUCCACGCUCCAGUGGUGCUCAGACUGUCCCUGUGGGCCUUGCCAGAGCUGCCUUGUUGGGGGGGCAGCAGGCUUUGGAGAACAGACAACAGAGUGCUGCAGCUGAGACUUUUGGAAAAAAAGAGCUGCUCUUUUUAUCAGAUGGGCUGGCGCUGAAUAGGAUACCCCUUCCAGAGAUACUCUGCCUCUCCUAAGCACUUCAGCUCAGUGUAGGUGGUGGCUGAUGCCAUGUGCAGUCACUAGUCCUGACCAGGGCAAUCAGCAGCUGACCAACAUCACAGAAAUGCUUGGAACAGGCACUUUUUGCCACCUCUGCUUUACUCAAUUGCAUGGAGGGGGAAAGUGGAUGUCUUGGACAACAGAAGGCUUUGUGCUGUGAGAAGAACACACACUUAAUUCUGCAUGGUAGCAGCUGAGCAAACAUAUUGCCUUGAGAAAUAUGCACUGAGGCUUAAUCCUAACCUUCCCCAGAGCUUGCAGUCAGGGGACAGAGAAUCUGGCUGGUUACAAAUGGGAUACAAAGCUUUUAAUCACUAGACUAACAGCUUUCACUGGCCCUGGUUUUUAAAUCACUGCUGCAAAUUAGUGCUUAAAUACUGCAGUGAAACACUUGUAAAGAAAUACCCAGGUAGCAGGUCAAAGCUGCCCUGGUGCAAGAGUAAAGUUUGGGGAGCGACUUAAUCUUAGCACAGUUCUAGGCAGACAUCUGUAUCUUACAAAAAAAAAAAAAAAGCACCACACUCCGGUGUUUCCUAUUACUGUCAGUCUUGGGCAAGAGGUCCAGUUGCAAUAGGAGGUGGUGUAUUAUUGGGCUGGGAUGGAGGUGGAUUUAUGGCUGCCUCAGCAGCACCAAAUGCAGAGCUGACCCAUACUGUGUUUCUUGCUUGUCAUGGAGAGGUGCUGCUCCAGGACUUUAAGUGUGGAAUGAGUUCUGACUUCUGCUGUGAGCCUGAAGUGAUACAGCUGUGAAGGAUGCAGGGAAUUGCCCUUGUUAAUCUCCUGCUUCUGCACCAUGGUGAUUAGUAGUGAAGCUACAGAUAGCUUUGUUUUGGAGCAGGGAUCCAUAAAUCUUAUCAGUAGGGUGCGAACAGCAGCAGGGUCACAAGAACACGUCCAGUAACAAUCUGAGUUCCCACCUGUGUGCUACACCUAAAAUGCACGGUGUGCCGCUAGCGAUACCCAUCCCACAGCCUGGGAACUGCUGGUUUGGAAGUAUCCAUUCUUAGGAUUCAGCUUGACCGUGCAACAGCCACAGUUUGGAGCAUUCUUCAGAUACCUUCAGGUCAGCAUGUUCUCUAAUAUCUGGCCUCUUGUCCAGGAAAAGGCUAAGUGGACCUCCAUGUUCAAAGCUGAGAUACCAGAAAUAUGCAUGGCUUUCAGAUGGAUUCACCUGUUGGGUGCUGGAUGCUGUGGCUGGGACCAGCAGCCUUGUGGUUUGGCUGGAGCCGUUACUGUGAAUACUGAUACUUCUUUAUGAUGUGCUGGAUGGGAAGGAUAAUGAGGGGGUUGGAGACAAUAUGACUUUUUUGUAUUUUGAACUUCAAUAAAAUCCUGUCAGCCUUUUCAGACUCCUCA
Molecule: messenger RNA, 2539 nt
Organism: Phalacrocorax carbo (great cormorant)
Lineage: Eukaryota; Metazoa; Chordata; Aves; Suliformes; Phalacrocoracidae
Source: RefSeq, a predicted model, not a curated record